AUGGACGCUGGCGACUUCGAUCAGACACCGGCACCAAGCUGCCGCCCCUCUCUCACCACUCUCGGGCCCGACCAAGACGACACGGCAACCGAAGGCACCGGUUUCUCCACCAGCAGGGCUGUUGCAUUCAGACACCAUUUGCCAAAGACCUCGACCGCCGGCCCUGCCCUUGUACACAGAGACUCGCCCGCACCGCCAGUCGUCAGCAGAUCUCCCCCACUCAAAACACCCUCUCAAUCAUCCAAGUCAGAGCUUGAGAAUCGAGACUCCUCCGCUGUCAGAAACGCAUCCGCUCUUGCCCGGCAAAUCUCCCCUGUCCAUCUUUCAGAAGAAAUGGCCUACUCGUCCUCAAUAGGGCUCGUCGACCGAGAGUGUGCCAACACCCCUCUGCACAGAGGCGAUACACAUGCUCAAGUACACCACCCUGGACUGCUGGAUGGCGCCGGUUCCUGCGACAACGGGGCCCGAUCACCGGGAUCUCAGAGCUUUGUCUCGUCAACGCAACCAUCGUCCCCAGUAUCCAAUGAAUCCAUGAUGAGCGGUGAGAUGCAUCGCGUGCUGUCCAGUGGGGAUCUAUCAGUCACCGAAGUGACAGUGCCAGUUCAUCGGCACAAGGGUCACAGCCUAGCCGUCAAGGUUCGCCCUGCUUUCUCAUACUAUCCUACAUACCACCCUGUGCUCUUGGGAAACCAGCGUGGCUUAGACUAUAGUCGCUCUGCCAACAAGGCCCAGCCAUUUGACCCUCUGGCCGACAACGCUGAGACUGUGCCGAGUGACAUUGACGGCAUAAAUGCUGUUAUCUCGAGAAGUGAAUUGCGUCAUGGUGAGGUUGAAAGGGGAGAUGGUCAGGGGCUGCCGUUUCCAACUCCAAAGCUCCAUGCUUUCGAGCCUGAAAUUCCUCCUCAAGAGGAUGGCCAUCAUCGUCACGGUCCCAUACCAAAGGUCGGGCCAUAUUCCGGAACGGUAGAUGAUGGAGCCAUGGCCUACCAUUUUGUUGAGACAAAUCAAUUCUCUCCCAUAAACGGUGAAUCUGGGCGACGUGGAUUCACAGAAGAUGGCUCGUUUCACAAUAACGCCAAACCAGAGAGGAUCCUGCCGAAAAGAACUGUGGGAGAGUUUGAAACAAUGCCGUCGUAUAGCGUUACAGGGCCACAAUUUCAGGACGAGGCUGAACAGCAAGUCAUCCGAGGCGAAAUCCCAGACGAGAACAAGCAAGUUGCUGAUCCUCAGCAUCGUCUCAUCCACUCUCCUAUCCCCAUUUCCAAGAUUCGUCCCAUCUUCACAAAUGAGCCCUCAUCAAGCGGACACGAAAGCCAUUCUUCGACAUUCAAGGAAGGGAAUUUACAGAGACAGGCAUCCGAAAACUCAUCCGCGCGAACGCACUCUCUUAGCUCGACGUUGGAUUAUAAGCGUACUGCCCAGUGGCUACGCGAGAUUCUCAAGUAUCCAGAGACUUAUACCUCCAAGUUUACAGAGUUACCCCCAAGGAGCAAGAUCAGAAGGCCUUCUUCGGCAUCGCAACGGCGGCAGUCAGAGGCAGCGUUAUCAAGCGUCCUCCCAUCCCGGCGUAUGACGGGCUUAUCGUCGCAAUCUGGGAGAUCUGAGCCCAAGAUCGAUCCUUUAUUAUUCCAGCGUGCCGUCAAUGAUCUUGAAAAACUCAUGAACGAGGCUAUUGCGCUGGCCUCUGAGGUGGUACAGCGCCCCGACACUCCCUCAUGUCCCAAAAUUCACCAGCCGUGCGUCACUUUGCACGCUCGCUGCCACAGUGUCCCUGGUGGUCAAGACGGGGCCUCUCAGGAUGAUGACACAUCAGGCCGCCGCACCCACGAGAGUUCGGGUAAAGUCAAUGGCGUUGACAUCCAAAACGAGGGCCAACAGGAGAGGCCGCCAUACCAACAUGCGGAUACAUAUACCGGUGCCCCUGAGCGCCCACGACUGAAUGAAAUCCUUCAGAGUUACUCCAGUGAGCGUAAUGAUGUGACUGCUAGAGAAUUUCCUAUUCAGAAUGAAACGCCUCCCCAGACUGCGGCUGAAGCAUCCUUCAGUGUUCCGGGCAGAAGAGCCAGCAUCAAUGGGGCAAGCUAUACCACGCCGGGCUCUCGCAAAGUCUCAAAUAGGACGCCCAAGUUGAAUCGCAAGAAACCAUACAACGACUUAUCAAGAGGAACAAAAGAUGUUCCCGCCUUGCAAAGCAAACCACGUCAAAGCAAAUCAGCACCAAGGGGCUCCCACGCAAGGCAUGCUUCACACGAGUCUGGCGAGGAUACUCCCAAUCGCGAAGUUGCUGGACGUCGAACACACACCGACCGCGGCAUCAGUCUCCGUCGUCGAUCUCAUGUAAGUCUACGGGGCGCACAAGGGUUCAGCUUGGCCAAGUCACGCAAACGACAACCAACUGCCAGAGACUGGUCACCAGUCCGCAAGCGAUUCGUCGCAACGGUGGCUUGUAUCAGCACUGCCUUGAUCGGUAUGAUUUUGGGCAUUUAUGCAGGUUUGGUUCCUUCCAUCCAGUACUACAUCAUCGACCAAUCUCAUGCUACGGUUCAUGGCAACACCGGUUGCUUCCUGGGUUUGGCGAUUCCAACUUUCUUCCUGUGGCCACUUCCCUUGCUGCACGGGCGGAAGCCAUACAUCAUGACAAGCCUUGUCCUUGCCAUGCCUCUUCUGUUCCCUCAGGCCCUCGCAGUCAAUACCCAGAGACUUGCCAACACAGGGACAUGGAGAGCCAUGCUCCUCGCAUCGCGAACGCUUAUGGGAGGCUCACUUGGUUUUGCCAGCAUGAAUUUCCACUCUAUACUGAUGGAUUUAUUCGGCGCUUCGCUCAUGAGCACAAACCCUCAUGGAGAAGUUGUUGAUCACUAUGACGCAAGGCGGCAUGGUGGUGGCAUGGGAGUUUGGUUGGGCAUUUGGACAUGGUGUUGGAUUGGGUCUCUCGGUAUCGGUUUCCUUGUCGGUGCCUGUGUCAUUGACAAGUACCCACCAACAUGGGGAUUUUACAUCAGCAUCAUCAUGAUCGCUGUUGUACUGAUUCUCAAUGUCCUCUGUCCCGAGGUCCGCCGAUCUGCCUUCAGACGAUCGGUAGCGGAAGUGAGAACUGGUGGUGAUAUCUCACGCCGCGUAGCCCGAGGCGAGGUUAUGAUGCACAGGGUCAAGACUGGCCCCAAGUGGUGGGGGCAGGAGGUCUAUCACGGCAUUCUCCUGACAUUAGAAAUGCUUCGCCAGCCUGGUUUCCUGAUCCUCGCCGUCUACGCGGCAUGGAUCUACGCACAAGUAGUUUUGACCAUUGUACUACUAGGAUCGCUGGCAUCCAAAUUUUACAAACUUCGAUCUCCCAACGUGGGUUUGCUCGUUGGAAGCGUCGCUCUUGGAGCCAUCAUGGCUAUUCCUUUUCAAAAGGCCAGCUUCUUUUCAAGAUCCCGUCAAGCACAGCUCAACACAAACAAGGCAACGAUGGAAAGAAAGAUUGCGUGGUCAUCUCAUCUUGUUCGGCGUACCAUCUUCACUAUUACACUGCCGUUGGCAGGAGUCUGCUAUGCCUCGGUAUCAUCCGGACCACCAAUGCAUAUUGGUGUGCCAACAAUUUUUGCAUUUUGCAUAGGACUCUUGUCAUGCCUCGCUAUUGCAGAAUGCAAUGGCCUGGUGAUGGAGUGUUUUGAUACUUCUGAUCUUUCACCCGGAAUGACAGGGCGUCAACGCAGCAAGUCGGGCAAGUCCGAGAAACGAACAAACUACUCUUCUUUCCCGAGAGUAACUGCUGGCUUUGCAGCUAUUCAUACUCUGGCAUUCGUCUUCGCUGCGGGUGCCAGUGCCCUUGGCGGUCUGGUCACCAGAACACUGGGUCAGCAAGUAGCUACCGGAGUCGUGGCAGGUAUCCUGUUCAUACUCACCGUCAUGCUGCUGUUAAUCUUGGCUCGGUUUACAAACGUCCAAAUCAUACCAAAUUCCAAGAUGGCGGAAAUGGAUCGGCUGAUCGAAGCCCGUCGGAGAUCAACCAUACGGCGUGCCUCUAUGCCUGAUGAUCACCAGGCGGUGGUAGAGGAGGAAAAGGCAUGGCGACCUGCUAUGCUUGGAAACCCCAUUGGCAAACAAAGAAGAAUGAAUGUCUUUGAACUUGGAAGCAAAUCGCGGUGGCAAGAGAUCCGCAAGAAGAAUAAGCUGGUCGACGAAAAUGCCCAUCUGAAUCAAGCAGCGUGGAAUCAGGGGCUGGAGGCUCUGGAUGACAAACUCAGCGAUAUCCAGAGUGACGUGGAAGAUUUUUUCGGGCUGGGGAGCGUAAAGAAGAGAAACUCGAGGCGUAUGCGCCCUUCGGAUGAGACCAGCGAAUCGGCACAGGACAUUGAGAUGACCAACUUGGGAAAUCAGGCAUCUGGGUCAAGGCCAUCCCUGAGGCGCUUCGUCGAGAGAGAAUGCGUCAUGAGUCAGACUGUGGCAGAGGAGAAUGAGGGCUUGGAUGACCAUAGAAGGAACCGUUGA
Molecule: messenger RNA, 4473 nt
Organism: Trichoderma aggressivum f. europaeum
Lineage: Eukaryota; Fungi; Ascomycota; Sordariomycetes; Hypocreales; Hypocreaceae
Exons: 2
Coding region: 1-4473 (1490 amino acids)
Biological process (GO): transmembrane transport
Cellular component (GO): plasma membrane
Molecular function (GO): transmembrane transporter activity
Source: RefSeq, a predicted model, not a curated record